Molecule: messenger RNA, 1642 nt
Organism: Mytilinidion resinicola
Lineage: Eukaryota; Fungi; Ascomycota; Dothideomycetes; Mytilinidiales; Mytilinidiaceae
Product: MFS general substrate transporter
Exons: 6
Coding region: 1-1518 (505 amino acids)
Biological process (GO): transmembrane transport
Molecular function (GO): transmembrane transporter activity
Source: RefSeq, a predicted model, not a curated record
AUGUCGAAAGACAUAAGUCAACACGACGAUGCUGCAGAUGCGCCAGAUGUAGAAAAGCAACCCGUCCCGGAAACCGAGGGAGUUGGCGACACCAGUCGCGAGAAAGACCCCAACAUCGUCGACUGGGAUGGUCCAGACGAUCCUGCAAACCCGAUGAAUUGGUCUUCAGCAAAGAAGCUUGCGGCUAUAGGCAUCGUAUCCAUUAUCUCUUUCACAUAUGUUACAAAUGGGCCGUUCGCAUCAACCGUCAUCUCGCCGGCCAGCGCAGAUGUCAUGAAGACCUUCCAUUCCACAAACGAGACCCUAGGCGCCUUCGUAACCACUGUCUACCUCCUCGGAUACGUCUUCGGUCCCCUGGUGAUAGCUCCAUUGUCAGAGCUAUAUGGCCGCGCCAUCCUCUACAAUAUUUGCAACUUUAUAUUCCUGAUCUUCAACAUUGCGUGUGCGCUUGCGAAUAAUCUCGGCGCUCUUAUUGUGUUUCGACUACUCGCUGGUAUAGCUGCGUCUUGCGCCAUCACGCUUGGACCGGGGACGGUUGCCGAUAUGACGCCGGUGGAGAAGCGUGGACUGGCUAUGGUUGGUCUAUAUAUGGGACCAUUGGUCGGUCCAACCUUUGCGCCUCUGGCUGCCAGUUAUCUUGCCGAAGCCAAGGGUUGGCGUUGGAUCUUCUGGCUUAUAUCUAUUUUGGCUGGUGUUGUCUGGGUUGCUGCUAUGCUGUUCAUACACGAAUCGUACGCCUACGUGAUCUUAAAGUGGAAAACCAAGCGACUACGAAAGGAAACAGGAAACCAGCAGCUCCGUUCUGCUCUGCACACCGGCAAUACCCCAGGGGAACUCUUCAAGAUUUCUAUCGUGAGACCCCUCAAGAUGUUGUUCUUAUCUCCGAUUGUAUUCUUGAUGUCCCUUUACAUGGCAAUCGUAUACGGUUACCUCUACCUCUUAUUUACCACUUACCCUCGAGUAUUCCAAGGCCAAUACGGAUUCUCGAACGGAACCGUAGGAUUGGCGUACUUAGGUUCGGGGAUCGGGACUUUCAUAGGCUUGGUCUUCUGCGGCGCGACCUUAGACCGACUGUUAGUCUACCUGACCAAACGUAACGGUGGGAUCGCGAAGCCUGAGUAUCGUCUUCCAGUCAUGGCCAUUGGGGCUUUGUUUAUACCGCUCGCUCUAUUUAUGUAUGGAUGGACGGCAGAGAAGAAGGAGCAUUGGAUACUCCCGAUUAUUGGCACUGGAUUCCUUGGUAUUGGGAUGUUCACCAUAUUCAUGCCAUGCGCGACGUACCUGGUUGAUGCCUUUACCCUUUACGCUGCGUCUGUAACGGCUGCGUCAACCGUCUUGCGGUCACUUCUCGGAGCACUGCUCCCUCUGGCGGGCGGCAAAAUGUAUGAUGCCUUGGGAGUGGGAUGGGGAACGUCGCUUCUAGGUUUCAUUGCGGUGGCCUUCAUUCCAAUGCCUUUCAUCUUAUGGACAUUUGGCGAGCGCAUUCGAGAGAGCAGAUUCUCCCAAGUCAAGUUUUGAUAGGAUUGUCCACAGGCAAUGAUCGUAGAUAACACUGCAGGAGGCGCAGAUUUCGGCUGUAUAAACCAUUCAUAGAUUUUUUUUCCGUUCAUUUAAUAGAUUACUCCACUUUAUAAUUGUACAC